Messenger RNA from Meriones unguiculatus (Mongolian gerbil), 910 nucleotides. It is a transcript of the gene Bcas2, whose product is annotated as BCAS2 pre-mRNA processing factor. The record is from RefSeq and is a predicted model, not a curated record. The transcript is spliced from 7 exons. Gene Ontology annotation, cellular component: catalytic step 2 spliceosome; precatalytic spliceosome; Prp19 complex. NCBI's taxonomy places the organism in Eukaryota, Metazoa, Chordata, Mammalia, Rodentia, Muridae. The coding region runs from base 66 to 743 and encodes 225 amino acids. Gene Ontology annotation, biological process: mRNA processing.
GCGCAGUGGCAUGGAGCUGAGCCUGCGCAGACUCAGAAGGCGCUCGCGGGGCAGGGUGCCGCGCAAUGGCGGGCACGGGCUUGGUAGCCGGGGAGGUGGUGGUGGAUGCGCUGCCGUACUUCGACCAAGGCUACGAGGCGCCCGGCGUGCGGGAAGCGGCUGCGGCCCUGGUGGAGGAGGAAACGCGCAGAUACCGACCUACCAAGAACUACCUGAGCUACCUGACAGCCCCGGAUUACUCUGCCUUUGAAACUGACAUAAUGAGAAAUGAGUUUGAAAGACUGGCCGCUCGACAGCCGAUUGAAUUACUCAGCAUGAAACGGUAUGAACUUCCAGCCCCCUCCUCGGGUCAAAAAAAUGACAUUACGGCCUGGCAGGAGUGUGUGAAUAACUCCAUGGCGCAGCUGGAGCAUCAGGCAGUCCGAAUUGAGAAUCUGGAGCUGAUGUCUCAGCAUGGCUGUAAUGCCUGGAAAGUAUAUAACGAAAAUCUCGUUCAUAUGAUUGAACAUGCACAGAAAGAGCUUCAGAAGUUACGGAAACAUAUUCAAGAUUUAAACUGGCAGCGAAAAAACAUGCAGCUCACCGCUGGCUCUAAAUUGAGAGAGAUGGAGUCAAAUUGGGUGUCCCUGGUGAGUAAGAACUAUGAGAUUGAACGGACAAUUGUACAGCUGGAGAAUGAGAUCUAUCAAAUCAAGCAGCAGCACGGGGAGGCAAACAAGGAAAACAUCCGCCAAGACUUCUGAAAGGAAGGGAAGCCGUCCCCACAAGACCUCAGGCAUGAGGACUUUCUCAGAGCAACUGUUGGUCAAGUGUAGAGACCAUGGACUGUGGACACUGUUGUACUGCUUCUGUGUGUGUCUUAGAAAAAUAAAGACUUUCCAACAUGUUGCUAUUUUCAUAGCUAUGAAAA